Opisthorchis viverrini is the source of this 366-nucleotide messenger RNA. RefSeq lists its product as hypothetical. The record is from RefSeq and is a predicted model, not a curated record. Bases 1 to 366 code for a protein of 121 amino acids. The transcript has a single exon. Lineage: Eukaryota; Metazoa; Platyhelminthes; Trematoda; Opisthorchiida; Opisthorchiidae.
AUGGUUCUGGAGGGUAACUCUUCACUCCUUCUGGCGGUGUGCGAGGAAAACCCAUUCGCAGCGAGCAGAGUUGAGCUUGUUUAUUCAGCAACUCCUAGCCCAAGGAAAUACCGUCAGUCUCAUUGCGCUUUGGUUGGCGAGGCUGAGGUGGCGGACAGGUCAAAACAUCACUCAUUACGGGGAAUGCUGCUUAAUUCGUUCACGGUGGACAAUGAUGGAAUUCAAGCUGCAAUUUUUGGCAUCAGCUGGGCCGGAUCCUCAACCAAAAGCGUCAAGACAGAGCGAUUAUUGGCUGGUUUGUUCGUCGAGCCCGAUAACGGAUUAACAAGAAUCGCAAGUCAAUUGGCAAGCUCAGAAAACAAAUGA